AGCAAAGCGGCACCCACCAUCUUAGGGGCCAGGGGGAAACCCACCGCCCGGCAGGCGGACAGGAGCCCUUCUCCCCCCCGUUGCGCCUCGUCCCGCCGGGGGCGGGCAGAGCUCCCCCCGCCGCGGGGCCGGGUGUGGCGGAACGGAGCCUUGCGGCUGCUAACCUGGCCCGGCGGGGAGGAGUGAGAGGAGGAGCCAGAGCGGCCUGUGCGACAAAGCCCAGUGCGCAGGGAGCUGGUGACCGGGAAGCAGAAUAGCGCCAGGCUGCCGCGGGGCGGGAGGACCCCACCGGAGCUCGCUGCCCCACGCCGCCCCUCCGGGGGGUGGGAGGCCAGUCCUGCCGCCCCCCCGGCUCGGGGGUCGGGGCGGCUGCGGAGCAGAGCGAAGCGGGAGGGGGCCGGGCUGCUGCUAAGCCGCUUAGGGCCGGGGCUGGCAUGAGCCUCCCCGGCGGGGCGGCUGCGGGCUGCGCGCUGCGGCGGGGAGGCUGAGGGCGCGGAGCCGCCGCCGACGGGGGCUGGCGGUCCGUCCCUGAGGAGGAGGCGGCGGAGGGGGAGCUCCGCUCCCCGGGGGGAAGAUGGGGAACUGCCUCAAGUCCCCCACCUCGGAUGACAUCUCGCUGCUCCACGAGUCCCAGUCGGACAGAGCCAGCUACGGGGACGGGGCUGAGCCGGAUCAGGAGCCGCCGCCGCCAUAUCAGGAGCAGGUCCCUGUUCCUGUUUAUCACCCAACUCCUAGCCAGACUCGGCUAGCAACGCAGCUGACAGAAGAGGAACAAAUCAGAAUAGCGCAGAGGAUAGGCCUUAUUCAGCAUCUACCUAAAGGAGUCUAUGAUCCUGGAAGAGAUGGCUCCGAGAAGAAGAUCCGAGAAUGUGUCAUUUGUAUGAUGGACUUUGUUUAUGGGGACCCUAUCCGAUUUCUGCCGUGCAUGCACAUUUACCACCUGGACUGUAUAGAUGACUGGUUGAUGAGAUCCUUUACCUGUCCAUCCUGCAUGGAGCCAGUGGACGCAGCACUGCUUUCAUCAUACGAGACUAACUGAGCCAGGGUUUCUCCACUGAACCUUCCAGGAGACCAUCCACUUUAAUGGGUUUGAUCCUUUUGUCAUUCAGCCCAAAGAGCCAGGAAUUAGGAAUUAAGAUCAUGCACAAAGUAUACGUUUCCUAAUAAAUAAAAAAAUAUUCCUGAAUGGCUGCAAAUAUUGGAAAAAAAACAUAGUAUUUUAGAGACUAUAGAAAAGUAGGUUGUUAUUUUUAAUGUAAAGCCUUGACCCACCAUUGUCUUUUAAUGUUUGUUCUUACACCCAUAUAUAGGAAUUGUGUAAAGUGUUACAGCAACUGUAAAUGUUUAAACUGCGUGUAUCCAAUUUUAUUAGCAGCAAGAUAAGAGUAUUUUUUUUCCUAAAUAAAGUAACCAGUUUUGUUCUGAUUCUUUUCACAAGUCCUGGCAUUUGGGUCAAGGCUUUAUUGAAAUCUACAUUUUAUAACACUGGCACAAAGAAAUAGUUUUAAGCUUGUUUGCACAGUUCUUUUUUUUUUUUUUCCCUUUUUUUCUUUUUCCAUUGGAGAUGGAAUUCAUUGCCUUAGGUCUUUUUAAUAGUGUAUUGUUAUUGUUGGGCUGGCUCUAUGCUUGAAAACCAGUUUAUUUAUAACCUGUUAAAAGUGCUAUAUUUUGUUUGCAGUUAGGAAUAUGCAGACUUCAAAGUGAUCUCCUAGCUUGUAAGCAAACCGAGAUGCAUUAUCCCUUUUCUACAAGUGAUGCGGAAUAUGAAGAUACGAAACAAGUCCUACAGUGAAUUUAUGGUUUUUGUGGGGUUUAUAACUUGCUUUGGUUUUGAUGAAACAACAGUCCUUAAACUCUGUCACCUUUAACUUGAUCAGGUUAAAAGUGGGCUAGAUGGACAAUAAAUAGUUAAGUUACCAUGACUGAAAAAAACCCAAUAUAUUUGGAACUAAUGUAGCGUUAGUGUUGAUCACUUAUUCUGCUCUUUUCUCCCUAAAAAUGGUUGUCUCUGAUCAUAGCAAAUGGAUACUGCAUCUCUCGUUCUUGUAGUUCUUAGGUUAUCCGAAGUUAAGAAUAAACAUACUGUAUCUCAAUCUCCUGUAUUAAAUGUAUCUGUUAAGCCCUGCUGGCUGAUGCAUCAGUCCCCCAAGCAGAUAUGAAGUCAGAUAUGAAAAAAAAUAUAUUUUGUUCUGCACAUAAAUGCAAAAUUUAUAUAAACACAUGCUGUCAUACUAGCAGUUGAGGGGGAAAACAGUACUGCUAUAGCCAGAAUGACACAAUUAGCUAAUUUCUGUAGCAAACAGUAUGUGCUUGUUAAGAGAUGGUCUAACAAAGAUUGUAGCUGUAAAGACCUUUUAUCCACUUAGCACGUUUUUGUUUUGGGUUUUUUCUUUUUUUUUUUUUUUUUUUUUUCCUCCCCCCCCCCCCCCAACUUACCCUACUGUGACUUAUACAUUCACUGCACCGCUGAUCCAUUGCAAAGUCCGGGUGUUGCAAAAUGAGAUGCAAUCUCAAGUUAACCACAGCAAAUCAGGGAAUGUUCUUGACUGUGUUUCAUAUAUAGUUUGAGCACUUGAUACAACGAGUUGUGUUUAAAGACCCAAGUACUUCUAAGACUUAGUGUAAAUACACUAUAGAAGAAUUGUGCAUGUUACAGAUAACUUUUGAAGGGUUGGUCAGCAAAAUGUAGAAUCAAUAUGUUGAUUUAUUUAUUUAUUCUCACAGCUGACAGCAGCCUGCUCUCUUGGAGAAGAACUCCAAGUAGCAGUCAGAAGGAAUUGAAAGCAGUCUCCAGUUCUAGAGAUUCACUCAAAUUGCUACGCAGUUAUCUGGACACAGUUUUUUUGCUGAAUUCAUACACACCUAAUUACAUGGAUCAAAAAUCUGGGAAGAGAGACCUGAAGUUGUGCAAUAUCAUUGUUCCUUUUCAUCAUUCCAUGUAUGUUCCUUUCUGUCCUCCUUUUUUGGUUUGGUUUUUUUUUUUUUUAGUCAAAAACAACGUGGACAUUAAGUAUUCAUUUCUUUUCUUUACCGUGUUAAAACUGGCAAAUGAACAAUUUGAAAAAAACAGCAUUGUCAUGUUGGUAUUAGUAUUUAUUUAUUACAAGACUUGAUUAAGAAAGAUUUGGAAGAAAUAUGAAGUGACCAAUUAACGAGCUGAAUGCUUUUCUAGGUACUUUGUAUAGUUGAACUUUUAACACUGAUAUACUUACCGGGUUAAGGGAAAAAGUUAUUUUAUUAAAAUAGUUAAAAGGUGUGAAGGGCUAAAACUAGAGUUGAUUACACAAAAACAUUCCAAAAAAAAGUUCAAAUUUUAGCUGAAAGACAAAUGUGUAAAUAUAACAAAUAAAUUGAAUGAUUUUUCAAUUUUUUAGGUGCAAUGCUGUUCUGGAUGAUUUCUAAUUCAAAAAAUUAAUUGAUCUGAAUUUAAUGCAAAAUGUGUAACCUGAAUUUUAGCUACAGUUGCAAAACCAGAUCUAUGUCUGGAUGAAGAUAAUAUUGCCUCCUGGCUCAGAGGUGUCUAAUAAUAAGUUACUUACACGUCAAACAUGUUAGACAGUCCAGGUACAGCACAGCUCUUUCCUAACCAGAGUCUGCUGCAGCUCAGCGUGAGCGGGAAGGGCUGGCUCUUACUCAGCUGGACCUGUCCAACCAUCGCCCUUCCAGGCCAGGGCUGUCUGUUUUGGGGUGGACAGGCCCACAGUAAAAUGUCUGCAAAGCAAUUUGAAUAAUAAAAAUCUCCUCAUCCACAGUACCUGUAAAAGUAACCAAGGUUGUAGGUGCAUCAACAGUCAUCAAAAAAAGGUUGCUUUAAAGCAUUUUGCAGGGACGAUGCAGUAUGAUGAAAACAUUGAGUGCAACAGCGCUGUCUGUACUUCAGAACUGUAACUGGCAAAACAACCCUGGCACAGACCCAGAAAUAGCUGAGGGGAUCAUCAGGCAACAGCGCAAGAGCCAGCGAGUUGGAAAGUCAUCGCCAGGCACCACAGCCUCUCGUAGCAACCUCCUCUUGACCGAGAGCUGCCCUGGAAGUGGCUGCAGGGAGGGACGAGGGCAUCGCCGACAGCCACGAUGCUUGCACAGCAAGGAAGGUGUUAGGUCACAUUUGCAGAUUAUAGUAGGAAAUGGAUUUUGUUUCAUACAACAGAAGAAAACAAAAUUCCCACAAAUCUGAGGCAAAAGAGAUGCAAUGACAAGUAAUGAAUAUUCAAUUUUGUAAAGACCUUUAUGCUUAAACGUUCUUGCAUGCUACUGGAAUUACCACUUUAAUCAUUUUACAUCUAAGGAUGAUAAUCCUUAUUACUUGUUGCUAGUUCAUUAUGUAAAUCUGGGAAUCACAAAAUUUAUACAUAAACAAAACCCAGAGAAUUUCUUCGUGAGGAGCUAGUGUUGUAGAAGGCUUUUAACCACGUAAGGUUUUAAAAGUUCCUCCUAUGUUACAGCUUCCCGGGGCUGAAAGCGAUGAGGUGUUUGGGAGCGUGACAGUGCAGUGUUAGAAGGGUACGUUUCUAGGCUAAGGGAUUAUGAAAUACCUGAACUUACUUAAGUUGCCACAGUUUCAAGACUUUGACAUUUCCUGUCCUUGUGCAAUUGUGGUGAAGCUGAAAAUUCUUCUGAGUCAGACUGUCAGUUAAAUAAAUAACAAGAUGGCUGAAACCAAA
Molecule: messenger RNA, 4661 nt
Organism: Grus americana (Whooping crane)
Lineage: Eukaryota; Metazoa; Chordata; Aves; Gruiformes; Gruidae
Gene: RNF11
Product: ring finger protein 11
Exons: 3
Coding region: 575-1039 (154 amino acids)
Source: RefSeq, a predicted model, not a curated record